AUGUUGUUUAAAGCCAUUGGAUUGGUCUUGCUGCUGACUGGCCAGGCCUGGGGUCAGUCCUUCAGUUUUCCUGUCUACACCGUGGGAAGCAUAGUGUCCGCCCUAACAGGAGGCGGUGGUGGAGGUGGCGGCGGAGGUGGAGGUGGUGGUGGAGGAGGAGGUGGCUCCUCAAGCAACAGCAUUGCUCAAGCGGAAUACGAAGCUUACCUGAAUUCGUAUUACAACAGCCAAUUGCAGCAGUACUACGAGGCUCAAGCGGCUUACAACGCGUACUUGUAUAGCCUAUACUUAGCCAGUCUAAACAACAACCAGCAAACCGGAACUUCGACCACAGCCGCUCCCAUCACUACACUGCCCACGCCUACGACCUCUACCGCCGUUCCUACCUCUACCGGUAGUCCAACUACGUCCACUGCCAUUCCCACCUCUACGGGAAAUCCAACGACAUCGACCGCCGUUCCAACAUCUUCCGGAUCCGAUACCACCUCGACCGCCGUGGCCAAUCAGCCCACAACGACGGCAUCUCCAGCCACUUCCACUGCUGUGGCGCCCUCAGAUACGGACAGCACUUCCACCGCUGUGGCGCCCUCAGAUACGGACACCACUUCAACGGCGGUGCAGAACGCGCGGAUUCAAACCACUCCUCUGCCCUUCCACUAUGCGCACGGCUCUCUGGUCAACCCCUACGAUCUGCACCGCAUCAGUUCCAAUCCCAUCUACGUCCGUGGCUCCGCAGUGGCAUCAGCAGAGGCCGAGUCCGAGCCUGUAUAUAUUCCAUAUCCGAAUAUUUACCGUAGGGCUCAGCCAUCUCCUUACUUCGGCUACGCGGGAAAGAAAUAG
Drosophila teissieri is the source of this 840-nucleotide messenger RNA. RefSeq names its product mucin-5AC. Lineage: Eukaryota; Metazoa; Arthropoda; Insecta; Diptera; Drosophilidae. The record is from RefSeq and is a predicted model, not a curated record. The transcript has 2 exons. Bases 1 to 840 code for a protein of 279 amino acids.